This is a messenger RNA of Aegilops tauschii subsp. strangulata, 663 nucleotides long. Its product is annotated as subtilisin-chymotrypsin inhibitor CI-1B. NCBI's taxonomy places the organism in Eukaryota, Viridiplantae, Streptophyta, Magnoliopsida, Poales, Poaceae. Gene Ontology annotation, biological process: response to wounding. The record is from RefSeq and is a predicted model, not a curated record. Gene Ontology annotation, molecular function: serine-type endopeptidase inhibitor activity.
AGGAGCUGCGCGCACGCUGUAUUUUAGCGCGGCUGCUGGAGCCAGCGCUGCGCGCCGCGCCAAACCUGACGAUGGGCGCGCCGCAAACUAUUUUUUAGCGCGCCACGCGUUCCGCGGCUGUUGGAGAUGCUCUACUAGAAGGUACCAUGGGUGGAAAAUGAAGCUCCUACCUACUCGUAAUCUCUCUACUAUAUUACAUCACUCGACCAAUGUGUUAUGCAAAUCAAGUCUCACGCACAGGGCAACUUUUGCUAGCCUGUCAAUCAUCGAAUAUCAUCGGCCGUACGUCCAUCAGCUCGGAGAAGACCGUCCAUCAAUCGUUAUCAACCAGUGCUACGAAGAUGAGUUCCUCCGACGACCUCGCCGGUGGAAAGAAGACUUCGUGGCCGGAGGUGGUCGGGCUGACCAUCAAGGAGGCCAAGGAGAUCAUCCUGAAGGACAAGCCCGACGCCGACAUUGUCAUGGUGCCGGUCGGCUCCGCCGUGACCGAGGACUUGAGGCCCAACCGCGUCCGCAUCUUCGUGGGCACCGUCGCCGAGACCCCCCACGUUGGAUAGGUGGAUAGCUCUCUUGCUGGCUUGCUGUGGCCUGCAUACAUACAUGCUGGCUCACGAAUAAAUGAAUAUGGAGAAAUAAAGAAGUAUGCAAGUCAUGUGUGCUUAA